This is a messenger RNA of Besnoitia besnoiti, 1416 nucleotides long. Its product is annotated as aspartokinase. The record is from RefSeq and is a predicted model, not a curated record. NCBI's taxonomy places the organism in Eukaryota, Apicomplexa, Conoidasida, Eucoccidiorida, Sarcocystidae. Bases 1 to 1416 code for a protein of 471 amino acids. The transcript is spliced from 9 exons. Gene Ontology annotation, molecular function: aspartate kinase activity.
AUGAAAUUCGGGGGCAGCAGCCUGGCAGCGCCUGACAACAUCCGCCGCGUAGUAGACAUCAUCGAGCGAGAGCUCCCGUCCCGCCCCGUCGUCGUCCUCUCCGCGAUCGGCAAGACCACAGACCACCUUGUCGAGUUGGGGCGCAUCGCUCUGAAGGAAAAGCGUGUCAAAACCUCCGAACUGCACGGCUUCCACCUGAAGCUUAUCGAGGGCCUGGGCUUGUGCGAGGCCGAUGUGCCCGAGGUGUGGACGAUUGAGGAAGAAAUUGACCGCCUCCUCACAGGCAUUUCGCUCAUUCGCGAACUCUCUCCUCGCACCGAAGACCUCCUCAUGAGCUAUGGCGAGCGCCUUUCCAUCCGCAUAGUCGCAGCUUACAUGAGCAAAAUUCGCGGGCUCCCGGCGAAGCCGUUGGACGCCUGGGAGGUGGGCUUGCGAACGUCAACGGGGUCGGGCAGCAGCCAAGCUCUUAAGGUGCAGGUAGAAAUCCUCCCGUCUGCCUUUGACGAGAUCGGCGCCUUCUUCGAGUCGCUCAAGAGCGCAUACACCUACGUCCCUGUCGUUACAGGGUUCAUUGCCAAGGACAAGCACGGAAACGUCACGACUCUCGGACGCAGCGGGAGCGACUUCACCGCGGCGAUCGUUGGGGCCGGCGUGCGCGCCUCCGAAGUUCAGAUUUGGACGGACGUCGACGGCGUGCUGACCGCGGACCCGCGCGUCGUCAAAGGCGCGCGCAGCGUGCAAAAGAUCAGCUUUGACCAGGCGUCUGAGCUUGCCUACUUCGGGGCCAAAGUGAUCCACCCGAAGACGAUGUUGCCAGCCAUGAAGCACGAUAUCCCCGUCCGAGUGAAAAAUUCCUACAACCCGGCGCACCCCGGCACCCUGGUUGUGCGGUUGCCCUCGAGCGGGGAGUCAUCCCCUGGGUCGCCGAUCUCGAAUGCCGUCACAGUCGUCACGUAUCAGCGCGACAUCACCGUAGUUGAGGUGAAUUCCACGCGCAUGCUGGGAGCGCACGGUUUUCUCGCUCGUCUCUUCACCAUCUGCGACCAGCUCGACAUCUCCAUUGACGUCGUCGCGACAUCCGAGGUCUCCGUUUCCCUCUCGUUGGAGAAAGACACGUCUGAAGACAAGAUCGAGAAACUUCAGGAGAGCCUCUCCUCUUUCUCAACGACAUCUGUUCGAAGAGGCAAGGCUCUCGUGAGCAUUGUGGGAAACCUGGCCAGAUGCAACGAGAUUGUUGCUCGCACCUGUAACGCCCUAACAGAAAUCGGCGUGACGAUGCAGCUGAUCUCAUGCGGCACAUCGAAAGUGAACUUCACCUUCUGCGUCGACGACGCGGACGUGUGCAGAGUUGUGCAGGCUGUGCACGACGCGCUUUUUGACCUUGACUCAACGACAUGCACCACGCCUUCCGCCUAG